CGGGGUGGAUCGGAAGCAUUCUUGUCCCACGUGGAGUUCAGUUUGCGCAACCUGGCGUGCCCGCGCAAGUCAGGCUCGCGCAGUCCCGGUUCGACGGUCAUCUGUUAAUUCAUCUGCAACAGUUAAAAAAAAAAAGAAAAAGAAAAAGAGAAAAAAAAAAAAAAAAAAGAAGCAAUACCUCGAAUCCUCUCUCUACACAAAUGGAGAUAUGGAGAAUCUCACUGUUCUCACAUCAUUUCAUGAAACGCUCGUGUAGAAGCCUUUUCGGUCGGCUAUCUGGAUUCGAAUCCGAGAUUUCAAACCCGCGUUCAAGUUUAGGUUCAAUUUAUAAAUUUGGAAACAGCUGUGGUCCAUCGACCAAGUCGUCCCUAGAACUUCAUCAAAAGAAGUAUACUCAGCUAUGCUGCUUCUUAUUAAGAGAUCACCACAACAUCCUUCAAUCUUCUCUAGCAAUGAGACCAGAUGGAACCUACAGAAUUCAUUACAGAUCUUUUGGUUCAGAGGCCACAAAAAUUCAGAGGAACCCAUCCUUCUCAACAUUAACUCCUGACGACAUUUUCUAUUUUAAGGAGAUAUUGGGAGAGAAAAAUGUCAUUCAGGACCCAGAUACAUUGUCAACUGCAAAUACAGAUUGGAUGAGGAAAUACAGAGGCUCGAGCCAGCUGUUGCUCCAGCCUAGGAGCACUGAGCAAGUAUCUCUGAUUCUUAAAUAUUGUAAUUCCAGACGAUUGGCUGUUGUUCCGCAAGGUGGUAAUACUGGUCUUGUUGGUGGGAGUGUGCCCGUUUUUGAUGAGGUGAUCGUCAAUGUUGGUUCCAUGAACAACACUAUUUCUUUUGACAAGGUCAGUGGUAUACUUGUAUGUGAAGCUGGAUGCAUAUUGGAGAAUUUGGGUUCUUUCUUGGCUAACCAAGGAUUUAUAAUGCCACUUGACUUGGGUGCAAAAGGAAGCUGUCAAAUUGGUGGAAAUGUCUCAACCAAUGCUGGUGGUUUGCGUUUUGUACGUUAUGGAUCACUUCAUGGGACCAUCCUUGGUCUUGAAGCUGUACUGGCAAAUGGCACUGUGCUUGAUAUGCUUGGCACUUUACGCAAAGACAAUACAGGAUAUGAUUUGAAACAUCUUUUCAUGGGAAGCGAAGGAUCACUUGGAAUUAUCACCAAGGUUUCUAUACUCACUCCUCCUAAGCUGCCAUCAGUCAAUCUUGCACUUCUUGCCUGUGAAGAUUAUUUCAGCUGUCAGGAACUCCUCCAGGAAGCGAAGAGAACCCUUGGCGAGGUUCUUUCUGCAUUUGAAUUUUUGGAUAACCAUUCCAUGGACAUGGUUUUGGGUCAUUUAGAAGGUGUUCGUAAUCCAUUACCUCCCUCGAUUUACAACUUCUAUGUUCUUAUUGAGACAACAGGCAGCAACGAAUCAUAUGACAAGGAGAAACUUGAGGCUUUCCUACUACGCUCCAUGGAAGGUGGUCUCAUAUCUAAUGGUGUUGUUGCACAAGAUAUAAACCAAGCAUCCUCAUUUUGGCGUAUCCGUGAGGGUAUAACAGAAGCACUGGCUAAAGCAGGGGCUGUCUACAAGUAUGAUUUGUCAUUGCCUGUUGAACAGAUCUACAAUAUUGUUGAAGAAAUGCGACUGCGACUUGGUCAGUCGGCAAAAGUACUGGGAUAUGGUCAUCUUGGAGAUGGUAACUUGCAUCUGAAUAUCUCAACACCUGAAUAUAAUGAUGCUGUAUUGGCACAAAUCGAGCCCUUUGUCUAUGAGUGGACAUCUAAGCAUCGAGGAAGUAUCAGUGCAGAGCAUGGCUUAGGACUGAUGAAAGCAAAUGAAAUACAUUACAGCAAGUCUCCAGAAACUGUGCAACUGAUGGUUUCCAUCAAGAAGUUGUUGGACCCCAAUGGGAUUAUGAAUCCAUAUAAAGUUCUUCCAUACUCUCUACUGUCCUAGGACUGCUAGUUAAUGUGAGUUGGUGGGCUUCUCCAUAUCACGACAAACCUACAAUUCAUGUAUGAGAAGGAAUCAUGCCUGGUUGAUCCAGUAUGGCCAACAUAUGGAAAGGAGGCGAAGGAAUGGAUGGAUGGGGAGCUCCUUUAUCUUUCACGUGAAAUCCAGAUGAUGUGGUUGCCAUAAAUGGAACUUAAUUUCAUUCAGUCAACCAAACUCUUCUUCCACUGCUAUUUAAACAACAACAUUGUCUAAGCUGCUACAAGAGUUAAUAUUGGAAACAUUCACUUGCUGUAAUAAACCAAUGCAUGCUUACAUCUUGAUUUUGAUUUGCUUGGAUGUAUAAUCAUUUGUUCUUAAAGUGAACUUUCUUUGUCCUUAA
This is a messenger RNA of Magnolia sinica, 2316 nucleotides long. Its product is annotated as D-2-hydroxyglutarate dehydrogenase, mitochondrial. The coding region runs from base 201 to 1937 and encodes 578 amino acids. Gene Ontology annotation, cellular component: mitochondrion. The transcript is spliced from 16 exons. The record is from RefSeq and is a predicted model, not a curated record. NCBI's taxonomy places the organism in Eukaryota, Viridiplantae, Streptophyta, Magnoliopsida, Magnoliales, Magnoliaceae. Gene Ontology annotation, molecular function: FAD binding; catalytic activity.